AUCUGCGUUAUUGGAGAUGCCUUCGUCGAUAUCCUCGCCUGCCCCCUCGAUCGCAUGCCUUCAUGGGGGUCGGACGUGGAUUGUCCGUCCAUCUCCCAGCAUCCCGGAGGAUCUGCGCUGAACGUCGCCAUUCACCUUGGCGAGCUCCUCCGAGGCACCCCCCACACCUGCUCUUUCUACGGGCUCGUGGGGGACGACGAGUUCGGGCGCUUCCUUCGUUCCAAGCUGGCCGACUCCAACGUUGAAGACAGGACGCAGAGCUCGGGAGACUCUGAGGCCUCGACCGGCGUCUGCAUCGUCCUGUCGGGAAGCAACGACCGUGGCUUCGUCACCCACGUCGGCGCUACCAGCAAGCUAGGGGUUGGGCACCUGCAGGAGAUCCUCGAGGUGGACUGCAGGAGGAAGAGGCUUCACGUGCAUGUGUCAGGGUUCUACUCCUGCCCCUCCCUCCAGCAGCAGCUCCCCGCGUUCCUGGACAAGCUGAGGGAGGAGGCGAGCAGCAACUCCUGCAAGCUCACCAUCUCCCUGGACACCAACGGCGACGCCUCGGACCUCUGG
Guillardia theta CCMP2712 is the source of this 558-nucleotide messenger RNA. RefSeq lists its product as hypothetical. The annotation marks the transcript as partial. The record is from RefSeq and is a predicted model, not a curated record. Gene Ontology annotation, biological process: purine ribonucleoside salvage. The transcript has a single exon. Gene Ontology annotation, cellular component: cytosol; nucleus. Gene Ontology annotation, molecular function: adenosine kinase activity. Lineage: Eukaryota; Cryptophyceae; Pyrenomonadales; Geminigeraceae.